This is a messenger RNA of Danaus chrysippus (African queen), 756 nucleotides long. NCBI's taxonomy places the organism in Eukaryota, Metazoa, Arthropoda, Insecta, Lepidoptera, Nymphalidae. The record is from the annotation of a GenBank genome assembly.
AUGUCGUGUGGGGCAGAAUGUCUGUCCCUUGGACCUCCACCGGACUCAAUCGUACAUAUGCCGCCGCCACCGUUGCCAGCAUUUUUGGCUAAUAUCGCUAAUUUAACACCCCCUUGUAGGGCAGCCAAAUGUCCACCUGUCCAUAAUACUGAGGACAACGCAUUAUUCCCUGGUGUAGAGUAUCAUGAGUUGCCUCGACACGAACCAGCUGGCAAUGAUGACACAUGGUUUCUCGUGCUAAUCACUUGUUGCGUGGCUGUACUGUGCAUUGCUGCACUCCUGGCUUUAUUCUUGCUUAAAUGCAGAGAUUUUUCUAUCAGAGGCCGUGGCUGCAAAGCGGGUGCCACAAAAGCACCGACGUUAUAUGGCACUGCCCUGGACUCGCGAGUGUUGUGGGCAGCCCUCACUCCACGCGGGACUCGUCACUUUGUAGCUGACACCUAUCCCCAUGACGAAACAGAAGACCACCACUACGAAUGUGUUGAACCGCUGUAUAAAUUAGCUCCCCCAGACCUAGCCAUUACAAGACAUUUCAAUGUGGAAUACGAAGACCCCGCUUUGAUUGAGAGCUAUGACAGAACUGACUAUUUCAGAGGUGAAACAAUUAGGAGGGGAAAUAGACCAUUAGUAUCAUCACCAACUAGAAUUGAGAGGCCGAAUUUGCCCCCUUUAAACCUCCAGCCGAGGACUCUGCGCUGCGCACCCCAUUCUCGUCGUGUUAGUGAUGCAAAUAAUCCGGAAAAAUCGGCUAUCUGA